CAAACCGCAAACCGCAAACCGCGAACUGCUGGGUAGCUGUAGCUGGUAACCUGAACCUUUCUUCCAUGUACCUACCUACAUAGCAUAGCUUACCUAGCAGACUGCAUACUUCUUUUGGAAAGCCCAUCAUUUCCCUUCAGCUUCUCACCCAUUCCAUUCCACGCGGGGGGCAGUUGAUUCAUACAUAAUCUUCAUCCAUACAUUCAAACUUACAUCCAUCCAUCCAUCCAUACAUCCAUACAUCCAUACAUCCAAACUUACAUCAAUUUCGCCAUCCUCCUCCUCACAACUUCGGUGCGUCUGUAACUUUUACCGUACUGUAUCACACACUCUUUUCCUAUUACUACUACCACUGCCAGAUACCACUAGGUACCACACACACAUAUUUUCAGAACAUUCAAUUCAACCACUCCAUAUUCAAUUCUUUCAAUUCUUUCCCUUUUUACGUAUCUUUCGAGAAUAAGCAAAAAGAAUUCGUACUAUAUUACAUACAUUACAUUUUACCCCUUCGACCAAACGAGAAGAAAAAAAACCUUCACAAUUACUAUUACUUUCGAAACAUUGAAAAAGAAAGAACUUCUAUCAUCUGGACUUUUAGUGUUUAUUUACUUGCCCGUUGACUUGGGUGUUUUGGAGCAAUUCCACCCCCCAAACCCCCAUUCCUUCUGAAGAACUCUCCACACACACACCCGCUACCACACCCUCUCUUACUUUCAACCUCCCUCACCACCCAAAACGAUAAAUUCCGCUUGGUAUGGAAUCCUUACGAUGCUCAUGAGGUUCUUGACGAUUACGAAUUUUCCUCCGUUACUUCUUCUCCUUCUUGGCAGUGGUGAGCAAUAGUGAAAGAUGAAGACCAUUCCCAGUGUAAGUCCCAUCCACAUUCUUGAAUUAAAUGAUAUCUUAUGCUUCCUCGUUCGACUUCAGCCAUUGGUCUCCCUGCAUAAGUCUCGACAUCCUGAUAAUGUUUCUUCAUACCCUUGAAGUUACAAUUUUCAAAACUAAUAAUUAUUUCUCCUUUUUAUAGCUUGUUGCUUCAAGUACCGUCGGUGUCGCAGCUGCUGGCCUGGCAUUGGGAAGACCAGACCAUUCGACUCCUCCCUCUCGCACUUCUUCGAAGAAAAGGAAACCUAGAGAUAUUGUUACAGAUGUGGACGAUUCUUCUAAUUUAGGUACACCGUCUACCGUUUCAAGACCCCCUACGAGUUCUACGAUGGCUACUCCAGAAAGUCGCAAUGCUCCUGAUGCGACCGGUCUCUCAUCUACCCCUACCUCGCAAACCUUGACAACAUUCCUGCGACGUCCCUCAAAUGCGAGACUCGACUCUCCCACAACAUCGCAAAAUGGCGCUGCGCGAAGAUGGUCACUUCUUCGAUCGGGGGAUGGGCACAAUGAGGUUUCGGGGGAAGAAGUUGUUAGGGAUUCUGCCUCCUCUCGCGGCUCCUGGAUUCGGAAGUUAUCUCUGCCAAUAUCGGGAAAUAGUAGUCCUAGAUCAAGUAUUGCACCAGAAUCGCCUUCUCUUACAUUCUCCAAUGGAUCUGCGGCACCUAUACUGUCACCCCCUCGGGACAGUCCGACACAACAACCUCCGAACAAACUGGUAAAGAGACAAACGUCGGAAAGGAAUCGCAGUGGGACAGUUUCGAGUGGGUCAAAGUCGCAGGUACCGACCUUACGGAGACCAGCUACCAGUCAUCAGCGUUCGGUUACGCUGCAGCAGCGAUUCAUAGAAGAUGCUCCAGGAACGAAUACACAAGCGCGUCCCACUGCCCUAAGGCGGUCAACGGUAUCCACACAAGGUACGCCAUUAAGGAAAUUCACUGAAUCACCGCGCAGCUCAUGGCGGAUGUAUUUCAAGUCUCGACCAACCAAAUUUUCCUUUGAAAGAUCCACUGGGGGAUCAGGAGAUGGGAAUGUGCAUAACUUUCUCUGGACCUCAAAACGAGUUAUGCCAGAUCAUACAGUUAGACCGACUUUGGUAAAACCACACCUAAUCACUGUGUCGACUGAAGAAAUGGAAGGGUAUUACGACGAAGAAGGCGUUCCUUGCGAUGAGCCAAUUGAUCAAAGUACCAUGGAAGAACCUCCAAGCUCACCUCUGGAAGACGAAGACGAUUUGGAAGAUCGUAAACCCUUAAGGCGGUCACUCUCUAUGCACUUCAGCUCACCCACAUGGAUAUCUAGGACAGGAAGUUUGAAGAAUAAAAAACGUAGCACAGAGAAUACACAGGCUGGCAGGCGCCAUGUGUCAGCACCUCUUCCAUUGAAUACGGGAAGGCUGUCUGUUUCUGCCAAUGGUCCAACCCCAUACCACUGUCGACUUGCCAUGGAUCAAAUGGUUUUCCAGAGAGAGCCUCGCUCUCCAAUCGAAGAUUUUUCCCCGGUAUCGCCAAUGGAUCCUUUUACCCAUUUCAAUUACGCUCCACGAAGAAACACAUCUUCGCCAUUGCCACCUCUCAAUCGGCUAUCAACUUUUAACCUCGAUCUGGCUCGUUUGGGCAUGCCAUCGUCCUCAUCGUCAGCCCCGCUUCGAAGUCCUAGUUCACCUCUACCAAUGUCUAAGGCUGCUGCAACCUCUUUUUCUUCUGCGGUUCCUGGAUCAACAAAUUGUUCAUCGCCAUAUUACGGUACCUUGAGUUCGAAACAUGGCAUGUCAGAAUUGGGAGACCGAGCUUCGACCUUGAUUGGUUCAGAUAAUGAGAUGAGGGGGUUCGCUUCUGGCGAAGAUGAAGAUAUGGAUUUCCAAAGUGAGACAGUGUAUGAUUCACUUAGGUCGGGAGCCACAAGCAGUUUACGUUCACAAAAUACGCCUCUUGACUCAAUGUUUGACGAGUCUCCCCCGACUAACGCAAGUGUCAACUGCCAUGCAAAGACAAAGAGACUUUCAAUUCACGAUCUGAUGGCUAAUGGAGUCUUUGGUGAGGCUGAACACCGUAUUAUCGAGGAAGAUGAAAACCAAGCAACGCCGGUAAAAGUUACAAAGAUUUCUGUCGAGGUGGCCAUGAACAAAUCGGCACGUUUUGUAGACGCAGAUGAGACUAUUCCCGCCUCGCCGCCCAGUUUUUCUAUCGCUUCAAAAGAACUCGCCACACUUACCUUGGAUAAUGAUGAUGAGGAUGAGGAUUGGACUCGAGAUGAAGAUAAUGAAAACAUGGAAGCUAGAAACCAGCUUUCACCACCCAAUGGCUUGGCAGUUCGUCGGGUCAGUCCAAUAGCCCGAGGAGCACUUGUAGAAGCUACCUAUAGUGGUUCCACGAACGGUAAUCAUUAUGCUGAACGACCCAAGAGCAAUUUAUUCGAUUGGUCUGAACCAUCUACAUCGGAGAAAGAUCUACUGGGAAGUUCCUCUCGACCUAGGACAGCACAUGUGAAACAUCUUGCCCUCAACGGACGAGGCGGACGAACUGUCGGGCGGAAAGGCCCCACACCAUUGCAUAUUAGGAGUCAAAGUGUUCCUGUAGUUCCGGAUCUCAACAAUCAGCGCGACCACACGAAAUUGACACCGAAAUUCGGUACCUGGGGUUUGGGUGCGAAAGGGGUUAGUGAGGACUGGGAUAAUGAUUUCGAAUUCGAAUCUAAUGAUGAAGGUGGCCUUGAGGACGGUAAUGAUAAUAUUGAGAACAGCGUCAUGUUCGUGCCUCCAGCGAUCCAAGCAAGCCAGGCCAAUGUCGUUGGUCAUGUUGGCCAGAUUCGAGAAGUCUGUUUGCUCGUCGAAGAUCUCAAGAGGUUACGUCUUUUGGCUCGGGACAAGGACUUAAUAAAUGGACCAUCGGCACAGUUGUGGAAGGAAGCUGAAGGAAUUAUUGCCCUAGCUGUGCCAGAUGAAGAGGAUCCUACUUUAUCACCUCCCCAUUCUCCUAUAUCUAUCUCCGUCAGUCACGACUUUAACGACAAAUUCAUCGAUCGUGGCACGGGCAGCGACGAUGUCGCUAUCCCAGAUGUACCCGUGGAGGUUUUGAACCGUUUUGGCAAACCAUCCGGACACAUUUAUGACGGUAGUACUGUUCGACGACGUUCGGUAUUUUCACCCGAUGAUGAUAUCUUUGGAGCUGGGUCUGUCAUUCAUAACCCUCCCACUAGAGAUGGUUUGCGUCCUCCGUUGGCUCCUAUUCGUUCUUCAAGUGCAAAGACUGCAGCUGAGGUUGCUCGGACGGUCAUGGAAACGAUGCAUCAGCACCGCUCUACUUCGGAUCCUUUGCUUUCAGACAUGGCUGAGCAAUCUUCAAACAAAAUGCCGUUUGACACAACCAGUCUACGUGACUUGGUUCAUCGUGCCUCUGUUUUGAGUCGAAAACUGGCCGACAUCAUUCGCGAAACCGACGGCACGAUCCAAAGUCCAGUGUCUACACCCCAUCGCGAGUCCAGCCCGGCCUUCACUCGCGUAUUCACAGACCCAAUGUCAUCCCCUCCAAAACACCUUCCUCGAAGUCAUAGCAACAACUCUAUGCUGAGCGGCUCGAUUGAUUCUUCACCAACAAGAAGUUUGGGUCAACGAAUGCAUAUGAUGACUGUUGUAUAACACAUACCGUUCCACCACAUAAAAUAAGUGUUUCAAUUAGAAGAUUUCUUCUCGCCGACACGACUUCUUGUACAUACACAGGGUCGAUUAAUACUGGUCUUAAUUUCAUUUCUGCAUAGCGACGGGUUCAAGCUUCCAUAAAACGUUCUAUUAUUCACAUUUUCCUUGCUACUGGCAUACAUUUCCUGGACCUUUUUGCCAACCAGAGAAUGCUCCUUCUAAUGGCACGCCCCUUUCAUACCACAGCAUUCAUCAAUUAGCAUAUGUCAUUUUAUUAUGAAUGCAUUGAAGACAUAAAUUCUACGACGAAUCAAAAUAUCAUAAUGUUUUUCUUUUACUCUUUUUGCUGCAUCUACAAAUGCAUCAACGGAUUCUCACAAAUAUCCACAUCAACACAUCAACACGAAAAGCCGAAUGAACCGCCGGAAAGUGAGCCAAAUUCUCGUUCCAAGGUUUCUGUGGAAUGUGUCUUUUUCUCAUUUCUUCCUGGGUAUUUCCUCUAAUUCCUUCACUUCACUUUCACCCCUAAUUUUCGGCGAUAAACAUCAAUGGACAAACACAGCAGUGUACCUUUGGCGGCGUUAAGGAUACAGAUAAGAGAGUUAGUGACCCUGUAUGAACAUGUUAUAUCAGUGUACGAAAUGAUGAGGAAGAUCAGAUGAGAUGAGAAGAGUUAGGUGGCUCUUUCUGAAGCAGGCUUUGUUUGAGUCAAGGGUUUUCUUUUCUUUUACGUAAUUUUUUUAUUUUUUUUGCGAGGAAUUUCUAUGCAUUGCAAGUCUUCGAUGGUUAUGGUUCUUGGUAUUUGAGAUAGGAGCAAAAAGCGGGGAGUUCAGGCCUUUUUUUUAACUCUUUUGCUUUGUGGAAUUGGAAAGGAAUUGAGGGAGCUAUGGGUGGGCGUCGAAAGAUUGAAUAGGGAAUCAGAGUGUGUGGAUAUUGGGUAGUAAAGUAGGCAUUGUGAUAAGGGCAAGAUGGACUGGACAUGAGGUAUUUGUUAAACCCAUGAUGUAUAUGUUCUAUGCAUGUUGAGAGUUCGGAAAUAAAAGGAACCUUGGGGAAAAUCACAAAAGGGGAUUAGAGGGAAAUGAAACAGAUAGCUGUUGAGCAUAAAAGGAAUAGGAUGAGAAAGAGUAUCAAAUAUAUUAAAGCUCUAAAGUAGCUUACUGAAGCUGUUUA
This is a messenger RNA of Sclerotinia trifoliorum, 5692 nucleotides long. Lineage: Eukaryota; Fungi; Ascomycota; Leotiomycetes; Helotiales; Sclerotiniaceae. The record is from the annotation of a GenBank genome assembly.